Messenger RNA from Myiozetetes cayanensis, 1594 nucleotides. RefSeq names its product integrator complex subunit 3-like. The transcript is spliced from 12 exons. The coding region runs from base 24 to 1550 and encodes 508 amino acids. Gene Ontology annotation, cellular component: cytoplasm. Lineage: Eukaryota; Metazoa; Chordata; Aves; Passeriformes; Tyrannidae. The record is from RefSeq and is a predicted model, not a curated record.
AAGACCCCCCAACCCCCCCCCAAAUGGAGCUUCCCAAGGGAAAAGCGGGAGCUGGGAAGCUCCUGGUGACGUCACUGCUGGAUUCCAAGGAUGAGCUGGAGGAGAGGCUGGAGCGCUGUGUUGGGAUCGUCACCUCCCUCACCUGCGGCCUCUCGGACAGGGAGGCCAACGAUGCCCUCAAUGCACACAUCUGCAAGGGGACCCCCCAGCACGAGGAGAUUUGCCUGGGGCUCUUCACCCUGGUGCUGACAGAGCCCUCCCAGGCACAGAAGUGCUACCGGGACCUGGCCCUGGUGAGCCGGGAUGGGAUGAACAUCGUGCUCAACAAGAUCAACCACAUCCUGAUGGAGAAGUAUCCAAAGCUGCAGGACACCUGUCGGACACAGCUGGUGUGGCUGCUCCGGGAGCUGGUGAAGAGCGGAGUGUUGGGAGCCGACGGGGUCUGCAUGACCUUCAUGAAGCAGAUCGCGGGCGGGGACGUGACAGCCAAAAACAUCUGGCUGGCUGAGAACGUCCUGGAGAUCCUGACCGAGCAAAGGGAUUGGGUGCUGAAGAGCAGCCUGCUGGUGGCCAUGGCCGUUUACACCUACCUGAGGCUGCUGGUGGAUCACCACGGCACCCCCCAGCUCCAGGGGCUGCGCCAGAAGGAGGUGGAGUUCUGCAUCUCCCUGCUCCGGGAACGGUUCAUGGAUUGCUUCAUGAUCGGCCGGGAUCUGGUGCGGCUGCUCCAGAACGUGGCGCGGAUCCCGGAAUUCGAGCAGCUCUGGAAGGACAUCCUGCACAACCCCCAGGUGCUCAGCCCCCAAUUUACGGGUAAUUCCCACCAAAUCCCUCUUUUUUUAUCCUUUUCCAUGGAUUUUUCAGGUGCUCAGCCCCCAAUUUACAGGGAAUUUCCCACCAAAUCCCUCUUUUUUUAUCCUUUUCCAUGGAUUUUUCAGGUGCUCAGCCCCCAAUUUACGGGGAAUUCCCACCCCAAUCCCUCUUUUUUUAUCCUUUUCCAUGGAUUUUUCAGGUGCUCAGCCCCCAAUUUACGGGUAAUUCCCACCCCAUCCCUCUUUUUUUAUCCUUUUCCAUGGAUUUUUCAGGUGCUCAGCCCCCAAUUUACGGGUAAUUCCCACCCCAUCCCUCUUUUUUUAUCCUUUUCCAUGGAUUUUUCAGGUGCUCAGCCCCCAAUUUACAGGGAAUUCCCACCAAAUCCCUCUUUUUUUAUCCUUUUCCAUGGAUUUUUCAGGUGCUCAGCCCCCAAUUUACAGGGAAUUUCCCACCCCAUCCCUCUUUUUUUAUCCUUUUCCAUGGAUUUUUCAGGUGCUCAGCCCCCAAUUUACAGGGAAUUCCCACCCAAUCCCUCUUUUUUUAUCCUUUUCCAUGGAUUUUUCAGGUGCUCAGCCCCCAAUUUACAGGGAAUUCCCACCAAAUCCCUCUUUUUUUAUCCUUUUCCAUGGAUUUUUCAGGUGCUCAGCCCCCAAUUUACGGGGAAUUCCCACCAAAUCCCGCUUUUUUUAUCCUUUUCCAUGGAUUUUUCAGGUGCUCAGCACCCAAUUUACGGGUAAUUCCCACCCCAUCCCUCUUUUUUUAUCCUUUUCCAUGGAUUUUU